GUAUUUAGGACACAGUUGUUAAUGGAAGAAUUCAUGUAUAAGUACAAAAUAAGAAGGGCAAUCUGAUCUUUGAAGAAAUGGCAGGAUUCCUAGACAACUUCCGGUGGCCGGAAUGUGAGUGUAUUGACUGGAGUGAAAGAAGAAAUGCCAUUGCUUCAAUAGUUGCGGGCGUAUUGUUUUUCACAGGUUGGUGGAUAAUGAUAGAUGCUGCCAUAGUUUACCCUAAGCCAGAACAAAUGAACCAUGCGUUCCAUACCUGUGGGGUGUUUUCAACACUAGCUUUUUUCAUGAUAAAUGCUGUAUCAAAUGCACAGGUGAGAGGAGACAGCUACAGUGACGGAUGUUUAGGCAGAACAGGUGCUCGUGUCUGGCUCUUCAUUGGCUUUAUGUUGAUGUUUGGUUCACUUAUUGCUUCAAUGUGGAUUCUUUUUGGAGCAUAUGUUACACAGAACACUAAUGUUUACCCUGGAUUAGCAGUGUUUUUCCAAAAUGCAUUGAUAUUUUUCAGUACUCUGAUCUACAAGUUUGGAAGAACAGAAGAGUUAUGGGGAUGAGAGAUCACGUAUAGCAUUGUCUGUUCCAUAGUUGCUAUGUCGUACUAUGUAUGUAGAUAUAUUUACAUUUGCUGGUUUGCUUUCUAAAUUGUAUGGACUGAGACAAAUUACAGUUUCUGUAAUAAGCUCCCUCUUUUCACAGGACAGCUUUGUGAAUAUGUACAUAUGACUGUAUAUAUCUUAAAAAGGGAACGUCAGGCUUUCUUUCUGAAAUCUUCAGGCUUAUUUCUUCAAAUCUGUGGGUUUCCAUCAACUCCUAAGACUUGGAUCUUCCAAACCUUCACGUGUGUCAGACGUCGGUGGAACUGGUAGUGAACAAGCAGG
Molecule: messenger RNA, 878 nt
Organism: Pelecanus crispus (Dalmatian pelican)
Lineage: Eukaryota; Metazoa; Chordata; Aves; Pelecaniformes; Pelecanidae
Source: RefSeq, a predicted model, not a curated record